Messenger RNA from Symbiodinium sp. CCMP2592, 3690 nucleotides. The record is from the annotation of a GenBank genome assembly. NCBI's taxonomy places the organism in Eukaryota, Dinophyceae, Suessiales, Symbiodiniaceae.
AUGGCAAAGGCACGAGCUUUGGCAGAGGAGCAAGCAAAGGAACAGGAGCAGGCAAAGGCACGAGCUUUGGAGGAGCAAGCAAGGGAAUGGGAACAGGCAAAGGCACGAGCUUUGGCAGAGCAGCAAGCAAAAGAAGAGGAGAUGGCAAAGGCACGAGCAUUGGCAGAGGAGCAAGCAAGGGAACAGGAGCAGGCAAAGGCACGAGCUUUGGAGGAGCAAGCAAGGGAACAGGAGCAUGCAAAGGAGCAAGCAAGGGAACAGGAGCAUGCAAAGGCACGAGCUUUGGCAGAGGAGCAAGCAAGGGAACAGGAGCAGGCAAAGGCACGAGCUUUGGCAGAGGAGCAAGCAAGGGUACGACAGGAGCAGAAUCAACUCAUCGAAGCAACAAGGCAGAACAAAGCUCAGCUAGCAGAUGCACACAAGGCCCUUUUGCAGCUGGAGCAUCAGGUGCAAGACGAGCUCCGGAAUGCACAGGCAGUCAUGCAAGCUCAGGUGCAGCCCAAGAUGCUAGCAGCUCCAGCUUUGAAAGUUGAAGCUCCCACGCCCCUGACCUCGAAAGGAUCGAAUGGUUCAGAGACUCCACUGUCACAAACAAGCGAGGAUGCCCAAAACCCCUGGCUUUGUCGCAAGCUCUUUCCGAGCCCGGAACCGGUCACCAAUUGCUCCACUCCCUCUGAAACCCAGCAGACACUUUUGCAGUGCACCCAGGACAGCCUGUCGCAUGCAGUUCCCAAAGCCUGCAGCCCAAUAGGCCCGACCCCACCUUCUCAGGCAGCAGCCUCUCCACCGGCUUUGCCAAAGCAUCCUCCCGCAGCCCCAGCAGCCUCAGUUUUGCAAGUUGCUCCGAAAGCAAAGAGCCCGGCUGCUGUUAAGUCUGCACCGAGUGCUGUGGCCCCGCUCGUGUCAAAGCCGACACUUACGAAGCGAAUCUUGCGAUGCUUGGAACCAACCUCUAAAGGUACCUUCAAAGUUUCCAAAGAGAUUCGCGACAUGUACUAUGGCGGUGGCCGAUCCAGAGAACGUGCUCCUGCUUCCAGCAUCGGCGACAUCGCCGGAGCGAUCCUGAGAGAUGGCUGCUCGCUUCCGUCCCUUCAAGAAGUUCCUGUGUCGAGCUUGGAAGUCGCAACUUCUGGCCAGGGGGACCAACCAUUGUCCAUUCCUUUUCUAUCGGUUCCCAGCUAUGCAAAGGUAUUGCUCAAUCGAUACGAGCAGGUUCUGUUCGGAGGAUUGAAGGUGGGACCUCAGGCCGAGAAUAUGUUCAGCACGUUCUGGUCUCGGUACCGUUUCACGAACCCAGACCAUGUGGUAUACUCUCAGGUUAAUGAGCAAGAUCGCCGAUUCUACAUACCAUGUCUUCUUCACGGCGACAAAGGUCGCACGCUACAGAAAUCGCCGAUUUUCGUCCUGUCCUGGGAGAUACCAUUUGGUCUAGGCCCUGAUCUUCUGAAAUGCUGUGCAUACGACAACAAAGCUUAUGCAAGGAAGCAGUUUUCUGAUGGGAAGCUGAAGUGGACUUGUUCUGAGCGGCUGCACAACGCCGGAAUCAAACGAAAGUAUGCUGAUUUGCAUGAGUGUCCCAUGGUUUCGAGCCCCGGCUGCACUGGAGGGUCAAAGCUGAAUCCUGAUGCUCACCAGCGACACAAUUCCAAAGGACACUCCUACGUCAGCCGGUGGCUGGUUGCUGCAGUCCCCUCUAAAGUGUACAACAACAAUUCAAGAGCACUGCAAGCCCUUCUGAAAGAGGUGGCUUCUGAACUCACGAGUCUGUUCAAAGACGGCAUAGUCCAUGAGGCUUCUGGGACCCGUUUCCACUUCGCAUUCAUCGGUUGCAAGGGUGAUGCCGAAUUUCAUUGGGAAGCUGGUGAGUUCAACCGGAGCUAUCACAACACGGGACUCGUGAACGAGCAAAUGAUAUGUCACCAAUGCGAAGCAGGUGCUCCAGGCAUCAGCUUCAGCGACAGCAGAGACAGUCCGGCUUGGGCGGCCACCAUCGGCCGCAGCGAACCAUGGGAUGUUCUGCCGCCCUUAAACCACGCCCCGUACUCUACUCAAAACCCGGCAUCUCUUUACCUCUUCGACCCCUUUCAUGUGCUGAAGUAUGGGUUGUUCCGGGAUUGCAUCGGCAGCAUCGUGGUUCGAUUGUGUGCCAUGAAGUACUUUGAUUUCGAGGAUAGAGAUUUGAAAGGCAUAGAACCACGAUUGCAGCGAGCUUACUCGAUGUACAAGCUUUGGGCUCUUGCCGAAGGUAAGAACCUCACUUUGAAAAAGUUCACGAAAUCCAACAUGAACUUCGAGAAGUACAGCCAUUAUGCUUGGAUCAAUUGCAAAGGCUCGGAAGCGAGUCUUCUCCUGAUGUGGCUUGCUGCCUACUUAAGCCUUCUGCUAGAGCAGCCCAUCAAGGAGCAGUGGCACACAAAAGUUCUGCAAGCCAUGAGGCAAACGGUUCAAGCUGGUUUGACCUUCGUUGGGAUAAUGCACUCCCACGGUUUGUGGUUGCCUAGAGGCUGUGCGCAACUGCUCAUUGAUGCCGGUCUGGGAUAUAUGCGAGGAUACAACUUCCUCGCGAAGGACUGCAUGGACCGUGAGGUCACAGGUUUUCGAUUGAGAUUUCAUUGGCAGAUUAUCUCGAGUCUCAAGGCGGGUUCGGCUGCUGCUCUCCAGAAUGCUUCCGGAGUGAGGAGUGAGAAAAAGUGGGCCUACAUCGGCAAGAUGCAGCCAGGAGUGACCUUGCGCGACUUGGUCCACGCCAUCCCCUACUAUGCCAUCAAGCAGGGAUUGCUGACCGUGGAGAAGAAGGGGAAGAAGAACAUCUUCAACGGCCGCAUCCUGGAGAUCGAGGGCUUGCCGGACCUGAAGUGCGAGCAGGCCUUCGAGCUUUCGGACGCCUCCGCCGAGCGCUCCGCGGCGGGCUGCACCAUCAAGCUGAACGAGGACUCCGUGAAGGAGUACCUGACUUCCAACAUUACGCUGCUCAAGUGGAUGAUCUCCGAGGGCUACAGCGAUCCCCGUACCCUCGCCCGGCGUGUCACCAAGAUGGAGAAGUGGCUGGAGAGCCCCACCCUCAUGGAGGCUGACAAGGAGGCCGAGUACGCUGCCGUCAUCGACAUCAACCUGGAUGAGCUGAAGGAGCCGGUCUUGUGCUGCCCCAACGAUCCUGAUGAUGCCAAGACCCUGACGGAGAUUGGAACCGCCGGAAUCGACGAGGUGUUCAUUGGCUCUUGCAUGACGAACAUUGGCCACUACCGAGCCGCCGGAAAGAUGCUUUCGCAGUUCGACGGCCAGCUGUCCACUCGCUUGUGGAUUGCCCCCCCGACCAAGAUGGACGAGGAGCAACUCACCAAGGAGGGCUACUACUCCGUCUACGGAAAGGUCGGUGCCCGGACCGAGAUGCCCGGUUGCUCCCUUUGCAUGGGCAACCAGGCGCGAGUGGCCGACAACGCCACCGUGGUGUCGACCUCCACCCGUAACUUCCCCAACCGUCUGGGCAAGGGCGCCAAUGUCUACCUGGCAUCCGCAGAGCUCGCAGCAGUGGCAGCCAUCCUCGGACGGCUCCCAACCAACGAGGAGUACCUGAAGUACCAUGCGGAGCUGGCCAAGAGCUCGGACUCCAUCUACCAGUACCUGAACUUCGAUCAGGUGGAGGACUACGUUGCGAAGGCUGGCAAGGUGCAGAUGUCCGAGUACUCCUAA